GCUCUCGUGGAGGCAGCUAGCGCGAGGCUGGGGAGCGCUGAGCCGCGCGUCGUGCCCUGCGCUGCCCAGACUAGCGAACAAUACAGGUACGUUUCCAUCGCCCGCGCCCGCCGUCGCCGCCACUUCUGCAGCAGCAGCGGCGCCCGCACAACUUUCCGGCCCGGAGCUCCGCGAGCGCGCCGCCCCCUCCGGCCGCCUGUGGUCCCGCGCCCUUCCCGCCCCUGCGCCUUCGCUCCUGCUGGGUGGCCGCGAAGCGAGAAGCGAUUCAGUCAGGAUGGCUAAAGGUGACCCCAAGAAACCAAAGGGCAAGAUGUCUGCUUAUGCUUUCUUCGUGCAGACUUGCAGAGAAGAGCAUAAGAAGAAGAAUCCAGAGGUCCCAGUCAAUUUUGCAGAGUUCUCAAAGAAGUGCUCUGAGCGGUGGAAGACCAUGUCUGGCAAAGAGAAAUCUAAGUUUGAUGAAAUGGCUAAGGCCGAUAAAGUACGCUAUGAUCGGGAAAUGAAAGAUUAUGGACCAGCUAAGGGAGGCAAGAAGAAAAAAGACCCCAAUGCCCCCAAAAGACCACCGUCUGGAUUUUUCUUAUUCUGCUCUGAAUUCCGCCCGAAGAUCAAAUCCACAAAUCCUGGCAUCUCCAUUGGAGACGUGGCGAAAAAGCUGGGUGAGAUGUGGAAUAAUUUGAGCGAUAGUGAAAAGCAGCCAUACAUCACCAAGGCUGCAAAACUGAAGGAGAAAUAUGAGAAGGAUGUGGCUGACUAUAAAUCUAAAGGGAAAUUCGAUGGCGCCAAGGGUCCUGCUAAAGUCGCCCGGAAAAAGGUGGAAGAGGAAGAGGAGGAGGAGGAGGAGGAAGAAGAGGAGGAGGAGGAGGAAGAGGAUGAAUAAAAAAACUUUUUUCUGUCUCCUUGUGAAUACCUUAGAGUAGGGGAGCGCCUUGAUUGACACAUCUCUUAUUUGAGCCGUGUCUAUUGCUCUUGUUAGGUUUAAUUACAAAAUUUGAUCACGAUCAUAUUGUAGUCUCUCAAAGUGUCAGUGGUUUACAUGAAAUGGCCGUGGGUGUCCAGAGCGCCCUGAAACUGUAUCAAAGUUGUACAUAUCUCCAAACAUUUUUAAGAUGGAAAGGCACUCUCGUGUUCUCAACUCUGUGCACUUUGCUAUUGGUGUGACAAGGCAUUUGAAGAUGUUUCUGGCAUUUUGUUUUCAACUCGUAAGGUGUAUUAACUAUGGUUAUUGGCUAGAAAUCCUGAGUGGUCAACUGUAUAUAUCUAUAGUUUGUAAAGAGAACAAAACAACCAAGACAAAGUCUUGAUGCUCCUUGCUUGGCGUGGAGGCUGUGAGGAAGAUGCCUUUUGGAGGGGCCGUAGCUCAGGGCGUGCACUGUGAGGCUGGACCUGUUGAUACUGCGGUGGGCAUCCAUUUAGCUUCAGGUUGUCUUGUUUUUGUAUAUAGUGACAUAGCAAUUCUGCUGGCAUUCUUAGUUGUGGAAGGGGGGGAGGGGUCAGCUGGCAUGAGAAGUGUUUGGGUUUUUUCUUUUAGUUAAGUGCGGUAGAUUUUAAACUGUUUGUUUCCCAACAAACUAUAGAACUCAUUGUCAGCAAAGCAAAGAACUACUACAUCACCGGAAGUUCAAGAGCCCUCUGUACUUAAGCGCAAUUUGCGACAUUCUGUUAUUUUUUGUAUGUUUAGAAUGCUGAGAUGUUUUUGAAGUCAAAUAAACAGUAUUACAUUUUUAAAACUG
This is a messenger RNA of Nannospalax galili (Upper Galilee mountains blind mole rat), 1730 nucleotides long. It is a transcript of the gene Hmgb3, whose product is annotated as high mobility group box 3. Gene Ontology annotation, molecular function: DNA binding, bending. Gene Ontology annotation, cellular component: nucleus. The record is from RefSeq and is a predicted model, not a curated record. Bases 275 to 877 code for a protein of 200 amino acids. The transcript has 5 exons. Gene Ontology annotation, biological process: regulation of transcription by RNA polymerase II. NCBI's taxonomy places the organism in Eukaryota, Metazoa, Chordata, Mammalia, Rodentia, Spalacidae.